AUGAAACAAAAACGAGCCAUCCGCCUACUGGUACCAGAUCGUCCUUUGCGGGCUGGAAGUAAGGAAUUGGUGGAAUUGUCACUGCGGAUUCCGAAUGCAGUGCAGAUUUUGGAGUCUAAUGCCGUUUUUGAGGGAGUAUGUCGUGCCACGUUCUCGGGACAAGACUCUCAACACACUCUAACCAAGGAGAAGUUGCAUAUUCCGUUUUCAGCAAUCCAGCUUCCAACGACCAAAGGUGUCGAUGUGAUUCCAGAAGGGCAUCAUAGACUUCCAAUCUUUCUGAAUGUUCCACAUCAUAUGCCAGGCACUUUCAAUGGAAAAUUCGGAGCAAUUGUUUAUCGGUUCUUGAUUAAACUAAAAGUGAAAAGAUUCUCAUCAGGAGACGAGGGAACAAUCGAAUGUGAGAAGGCUGUUGAUGUAUUGGGAAGGGUUUCGUUGGAUCAGCAACCGUCGUUUGCUCAACCGGUAUCAAUUGAUAGAAAUGUUAAGAAGAAGGCUUUCUUCAUGAAUCGUCUUGAGGCUCACAUCAAAUUUGAAAUUGAAAGAGCCGCCUAUACAGUUGGGGAGCAUAUUCUGGUGACUGGUGAGAUCAAGAAUGAGCAUUUGAGCAGUCCAAUAAAGCACGUCAGUCUGGAAUUGAGACAACACAUUCUAUAUGCAAGUGGCGAUGCUCAGAGAAGCGACUCUCGUUUGAUCACGCGCCUCAUUCUUGGAUCAGUUCCUCCAAAUGAGACAUUCGCCGUCUUCCACUCAUUCCAAGUUCCAUUCGAUUGUUAUCCGUCGCUUUGUUGGAAUGGAAACCCGGUUCAGGUUACUUAUGAGCUCCUGUUGACCAACUCAGGAUGCUUCGAAAUCGGAACUCCAGUUUUUCUAGGGAACUGUGGAUCGCCGAGUGCCAGCCGCAGAAGUAUUAUGUACCCUGAGUCUACUUCUGGAGGAGAUGCUCCAAGUACCUACUACUGUACUCCACCGACUGAAAUGAGUUUCUGCGCGGAUCCUCCUCCAUAUUCGACAUUCGGAAAACCUGAUCCCGUCUUCAUCCCAAUUCAUAUGCUCAAAACUCCUUAUCGCCCAUUCGCUCCAACAUAUCAUAUGUCUGGAAUGUUCCAUCCACAAGGACCACCGAAAUAUGAUUACAAUUUGAAUCAGCGAAUGCAACCCGAGUCCCCGCCACCACCGCGAUUUUUGAAGAUUGAGGAAAUUGAAUAA
Molecule: messenger RNA, 1209 nt
Organism: Caenorhabditis remanei
Lineage: Eukaryota; Metazoa; Nematoda; Chromadorea; Rhabditida; Rhabditidae
Exons: 10
Coding region: 1-1209 (402 amino acids)
Biological process (GO): protein transport
Cellular component (GO): cytoplasm
Source: RefSeq, a predicted model, not a curated record